AUGAAAGUCGCCGUCCUUCUUUCUCUCGCACUUGCGGUUAACGCAAGGUUGACUGCCAAAGAUAACCUGGUAUUCAACACCGCCGAUAACGAAGCUUCAUUAGACGAAAUGUGGGGCGAAAUGUGGCCCUUCCAGGGUAUUAACACGUUUGCUCAUUUGCCUCUGCAAAACUGCCUUACCGAUAGAAAUUUGCAAUAUGACAUUGCUGUUAUCGGAGUACCAUUUGACACUGCUACUUCGUACCGCUCAGGUGCUAGAUUUGGCCCUAGAGCCAUCAGAGCAGCUUCACAGAGACAGACAUCGCUCCGUGGCUACAAUCCCCGUGCUUCUUUCAACCCAUACUUAUCGUGGGCCAAUAUUAUGGAUUGUGGAGACAUUCCUGUAACUCCCAUGGAUAACACCUUGGCAUUCAAGCAGAUGACGCUCGGAUUUGAGGAGCUUUUGUUGGAGCACACGUCUUCAAACUCCACAGAGCAGCCUCCACGAUAUGUGGCUUUAGGUGGAGAUCAUUCGGUGCUUCUUCCGCACAUCAGAGCUCUCCAUAAAUUGUAUGGUCCACUUAAUAUAAUCCAUUUCGAUGCUCAUUUGGAUACCUGGAAGCCCGAUAAGUACCCCAGCUUUUGGCACACACAUCAGUCAGAACUCAACCACGGCCUGAUGUUGUGGAAGGCCUAUGAGGAAGGCUUGACCACCAAACAUAAUGUCCAUGCGGGAAUCCGGACUAAAUUAUCUAGUGAGGAAGACUUGGCUGACGAUGACGAACAGAACUUUGUGCGUAUAAAUGCAGACGACAUCUGGAUUGAUGGUGUCAAUUCGGUGGUGGACAAAAUCUUGGCCACCGUCCCUGCUGACACCCCUACAUAUAUAAGUGUUGAUAUUGAUGUGUUGGAUCCUGGAUUUGGCAGUGGUACUGGAACCCAGGAGCCUGGAGGAUGGCUCCCACGAGAGUUAAUUUAUGUUCUUAGACGUUUGGAAGGUUUAACGGUGGUUGGUGCAGAUGUGGUGGAGGUUAAUCCAGAUUUCGACCAUGCAGAGAUUACUUCCACUAACGGUGCACAGGUCGUCUAUGAGUUGGUGACGUCGAUGGUCAAGAAGGGACCAGUGACAUUGCCUGUGAACAAGAGUCCUAAGAAAACUAAGAUUUUGUCUGCUAAUGAGUUUGUUGAAGGUAAAGAGACAAGAUUAGACCAGAUGGAUGCAAAGGUGCAGAUGCUUAAUGAGAAGGCUGCCGAGUUGAGAAAGCAACUACGUGAGGUGGAGGACUUGAAAGUUCAAUUGGCUAAUGAAAUUGAACAGGUGAAGACGUUACUGAUGUUGAGCCAGUAA
Molecule: messenger RNA, 1326 nt
Organism: Sungouiella intermedia
Lineage: Eukaryota; Fungi; Ascomycota; Pichiomycetes; Serinales; Metschnikowiaceae
Source: the annotation of a GenBank genome assembly